AUGACUGGAAAUGUAUUUAGUAAUAUCGUUAGCGAUUUGAAUCGAAGUUCAUCAGAUUACGAAAGAUACAAGGUCACUAUAUACACUAGGCGCUUCAAUGAAUUUAUCGACAGACGAAAUUCUGCAAAUCAAGAUUGUUAUAAUCAAUUAAAUAUCAAUGACGAAGAUGAUUACGAUCAACAAGAUAAAUUUACAUGGGAGGAUAUUUACGCUCCCUAA
This is a messenger RNA of Entrophospora sp. SA101, 219 nucleotides long. Lineage: Eukaryota; Fungi; Glomeromycota; Glomeromycetes; Entrophosporales; Entrophosporaceae. The record is from the annotation of a GenBank genome assembly.